Molecule: messenger RNA, 1419 nt
Organism: Acanthamoeba castellanii str. Neff
Lineage: Eukaryota; Discosea; Longamoebia; Acanthamoebidae
Exons: 13
Coding region: 1-1419 (472 amino acids)
Molecular function (GO): protein binding
Source: RefSeq, a predicted model, not a curated record
AUGAAGGUGUACCUCCACUUCGAGGGCAGCGGGCUGCCAGAGUACACGCUCAUCCUGACGCUGGCCAACGAUGCACCGGACACCUUUAGCGACCUUUUAGACGUGCGGAAGCGGCAGUACAAGCAAGACGCACGAGUGGUCAAGUCUGUUGACGACCGAGCCGACCUCUACGUCAUCGCGCUGGCCUCGCCACCAGCCACUUCCGCAACCCCGUCGAACCUCGACUGCCGCCUCUACUACUACUCCCGCUACUACGCCUACGUCCACGUCUACUUCUACUUCGUCCUCUUCGUCGUCUUCCUCUUCAUCAACGCCGUCCGCCGCGUCGUCCGAUCCGACCGCGCUCAUGUCCGCCUUGCGGCUCUCGGCGUUGAAUGCUACUCACGGGCGCUGACCGUCACUUCCACGCGCGUUGACUCCGUACACAGGGGCAGCGACGACGUGGUGGCGCCUGGCCUGCCGGACCCGCUCGACUCGAGCACGGCCGCCAAUCCCGCCGUGCGGCAGUACAUCGAACAUUCGCUAGCCAUCGCCGAGCAAUCGCGCCAGAAGGGCAACUAUAGACACGCGGUUUCCAUAUUCGAGCAAGUGCUGGCUCUUAUUCCAAACCAGAAGAUGUGCCUCUUGCAAUUGGGCAAGAUAUGGCUAAGCGUAAAGAACUACGAAAAGGCCCUGCCGUACUUGAUGCGUGGCGUCGAGGUCCAUUCACUGGACCCCGAGUUCCACUCUACGUACCCCGUGCGCGAGGGACGCGAACUGCACACCACCACGAUCCGCAACGAACACGCCUACUACUGCUGCAUCGCCCAGCUAAUGGGUUACCACAAGCUUCCGCUUAAGGACAACCGCCCGCUCUACGUGGCCGGCGACAGCCACAGCAUGGCCACGGCCUGGCACACACUCAACAUCAAGGGCGAGGAGCGGCUGCUCAAGCCCAUGCUGGUCACGGGCCUCAAGAUGUGGCACCUGAGGCCCGAGAGCGUGUUCUUCCCCAAGAACAAUUUCUACAACGUCGUGUCCACCAUUUUCCUGUUCGGCGAGAUCGACUGCCGCGAAGGGCUCAUCGUCUCCGUUGAGAAGUGCCGCUACCGCGACCUCAAGGAGGGCGCACAGGUCACGAUUCAAAUAUUUAUCAACGUGUUGAAGGAGCUGAGGCAAAAGUACAAGUGGAACAUCUACAUUCACCCCGUCGUGCCCGUCCUCAACGAAACCAGAAACAUCGUUAAGCAGUUCAACGAGGUGUACAAGGAGCACGUCAUGCGAACGCCCGGCCUUCACUGGCUCGACUUCUUCGGCGACCUUCUCACACCCGACGGCACCGGUUUCAAUACGGCCUACGAGUUGGACGGCACGCACAUGAACCCGACCUACCUCCCGCUCCUGGAAAAGGCCAUGAACGCCACCCUGGGGCCGCAGUAA